AUGUUGCAGCUGCUGCUUGCGACGAAAACGCGGCAAGAGCUACUGCAGGCUGAUGCACAUGGAGAUGGGGCUCUCACUCGUUCACUCAGUACGUGGGACUUGUUGGCUAUCGGUGUGGGCUCCACGGUGGGCACGGGCGUCUUCUCCAUCACCAGCCAAGUUGCGGCACAACAGGCUGGUCCUGCCGUCCUGCUGUGUUGGUGCGCUGGGGGCGCUGGCUGCUUGCUUUCCGCGCUGAGCUACAUUGAGCUUUCAGCACAGCUGCCGGUUGCAGGGUCGGUGUAUGCAUUUGCAUACCACGCCCUUGGAGAGGUCUUUGCUGUGGUGGCUGCGGGCUGCCUUACCCUGGAAUAUGGGAUCUCGGCAUCAGCAGUGGCGGCAAAUUGGGGAGACAAGUUCAGGACUCUUGUGGCCUCGCUGGGAGCACCAUCCUUUGCUUCUCAUCUCUCAGCGAAGAUUGGCCCAGUGACGCUGUCGGUCCCAGCAUUGACGGUUCUCGUGGUGGUCACUGCGCUGGUCUAUGUUGGUGGAGAUCUGGGAAAGCGAUUCGCACGAGGCUCCUCGGCCCUGGCUGUCGUCCUUAUCCUCCUGAUGGUUGCGGCUGCAAUGACACAGUUUCAGGCUGCGAAUUUCGAUCCUUUCGUUCCACCUGAGUUCGGACCUGCAGGCGUAAUGUCUGGAUGUGUAACCACCUUCUUCGGAUUCCUCGGCUACGACGAGGUUUGCUGUAUGGCUGGAGAGGCGUUGGAACCUCAGAAGUCGGUUCCCCGAGCCGUCCUGGGCACCGUCUUCAUUGCCACGCUCCUCCCUGUGUUGGGAUCACUGGCUCUGAAUGGCUUGAUCAGUUACACCGACGUUGAUGCCAACUCUGGCUUCGAAGUGGCUUUCCGGCAGAGGGGGUGGACCUUCUUGUCACACCUGGUGAGCAUCGGACAGCUGCUUGUGCUCUUCGUCGUCACGUAUAUGUGUUUUCUUGCACAGCCGCGCGUGUUCUACGCGCUGUCGAAGCACGACCUGCUUCCACGAAGGUUCAGCGAGCUGGACGAGCAUGGCGCGCCCUGGUUUGCGACUCUCUGGACUGGCCUGCUUCUCAUUACGUGCGGGGCGCUUCUUCCUUUCAGCACGUUGGCCAAUGCCAUCUCGGGCGGUGUCUGCGUGGCUUUCAACUUGGUGAACUGUUCCCUGAUCGUGCUGAGAAGAAGAGGGCCGCGGCUGGGGCGUGCGGGAUGCCAUGCGGACCAGCUAGGCGUUUCUUUGCUUGCCUUCAACUUGUUCUCCUUUCUCACCGCGGUGCUGCUGCACUAUGCCCAAGCAGGGACUCGAAUAGCCUCACUUGCGUGUUUCGUUGUGGCCUUGACGGCACUGGUCGUUCUGGCCCGGCAGUUGCACAGUGAGGCUGGAAGCGAGGGUGAAGCCGAAGAGGUGGGCAAGGGCAUGCGCAUAUCACAGAAGCCCAUUCCUGCAUGGACAGCCUGUGACAUCGAAAUGUGUCGUCACUUUCAAAGCACGGUGUGGCAAGGUGUUCUAUCGAGUCCCUUGCGUGCCGUGGAUUCCGGCCUGCGUGCCUGCCCUGACUUUGCCUCGACUUUGUUGGUACCGUGA
This is a messenger RNA of Symbiodinium natans, 1602 nucleotides long. Lineage: Eukaryota; Dinophyceae; Suessiales; Symbiodiniaceae. The record is from the annotation of a GenBank genome assembly.